AUGGACGCACAGGUGGCCUGGGGAGAGGAGAAACACCGGACACUGGCCAUGAAGACCCUCCGGGCACGAUUUAAGAAGACAGAGGGCCUUCCCAUCCAGAAGACCCAAGGCAAUCAGGGAGGCUACCUGGAGGAGGUGGUGCUGGAGCAGAGCAUGGAAGGACGGGGAAGAUUUAGACAAGUGAAGGCACACAGGGAGGGGGAUGGGGACCAGUCUCUCAACUCAGAUGUCAUCUCCUCACACUCACUACAACCUGGAUGGACCUUGAGAACACGACGCUCAGUGAGAGGAGCCAGACACAGAAGGACACACGUCAAACCGGACCCUCCAGAAGGUGUGCGCCUGAGCCCCCUCCCUGGGCAGCGGCUCUGGGUGCAAUGGGAACCCCCCCGGUCCUGGCCCUUCCCAGAGAUCUUCUCACUCAAGUACCGGAUCCGCUACAAGCGUCAUGGAGCUGCCCGCUUCCGCCAGGUGGGACCAAUUGAAGGCACAUCCUUCACCCUCAAGGCUGUGAGGCCCCAAGCCAAGUACUGCAUCCAGGUGGCUGCUCUGGACCUCACUGACUAUGGGGAAUCAAGCGCCUGGAGUCUCCCCGCCGUUGCCUCCGUGACCUUGGGCAAGUAGUGGGGGUUCCCUGCACCCCCGAAGAGGGGCUGUGCCCUUGACAUCCACCUAAGGGUGGAUGGGACCCGACUGGCCUGGGUUCACUGCUGCCGAGUUGCUGGGCAACCUUGGACAAGUGACUUUGCCUCUCUGAGCCUCAGUUUCUCAGUCUGUGAAAUGGGGAUGUACUCGCUGCCUCCUUUGACACAGUGCAAUGUUUUGUGAACUGUGAAUAUGAGAUUUUUAAAAUUGUUUAAUUAGAAAAGGAUCAUUGUCACUAGAAUCAGGACUCUUCCAUCUUUUAACAGAUCCACAUGAGACCCUGGGAGGAGAGGACAGACCAGGAUACACACACACAGUGAAUCCCCACUGCCACACACGAGGUCAGGGCUGGACCAGAGGAAGAGACGGGGCUGGGGGAGUCAGGGCAGGGGUGGUGGGUGUUCCGCCUGGGAUGGAAUGAUGAAUCCAUUCAGUUCAGUUCAGUUUGGUUCACCUCAAAAGCUGCCCAGAUGUGAGCCCCACUGUGGAUGGACACCAAUGGGACAUGAGUUCAUCUGGGAAGCUCUCUCUGAGGAGGGGACAACACAGCCAGGCUCUGAAGGAUUUUCUCAAUCCAGGAGCUUCUCUGUACAUUUCACUCAGGUUGCAAUUCCAAGGUCACCUCCUCCAAGAAGCCUUCCCUGACCACCUCAUCUAGGGCAAGCAGAAUAAAGACACCCCCCCCCAAAGAUAUCCAUGUCCUAAUCCCCAGAACCUGUGAAUGUGAUACCUUACACAGCACAAGGGACUUUGCAGAUGUGAUUAAUUUAACAAUCUUGAGGAUCCUUAAAGAUUGAGGAUCUUUCAUUAAAUUAAUGAAAAUGGGGACUUCCCUUUUGGUGCAGUGGUUAAGACUCCAUGCUCCCAAUGCAGGGGGCCCAGGUUUGAUCCCUGGUCAGGGAACUAGAUCCCACAUGCCUGCUGCAACUAAGAGUUCGCGUGCCACAACUAAGGAGCCAGCAAGCCGCAACUAAGGAGCCCUCCUGCCACAACUAAGACCUGGUGCAACCAAAUAAAUAAAUAUAUUUUUUAAAGUUAAUGAAAAUGAAGUAGAGUUAUAUUGUAUUAUCCACGUGGCCCCAAGGUAAUCACAAGUGACCUUAUAAAAGGGAAGCAGGAGGGUCAGAGGGAGACAGAGAAGGUGAUGU
Molecule: messenger RNA, 1793 nt
Organism: Physeter macrocephalus (sperm whale)
Lineage: Eukaryota; Metazoa; Chordata; Mammalia; Artiodactyla; Physeteridae
Gene: EBI3
Product: Epstein-Barr virus induced 3
Exons: 7
Coding region: 1-624 (207 amino acids)
Cellular component (GO): membrane
Molecular function (GO): cytokine receptor activity; protein binding
Source: RefSeq, a predicted model, not a curated record